Molecule: messenger RNA, 531 nt
Organism: Truncatella angustata
Lineage: Eukaryota; Fungi; Ascomycota; Sordariomycetes; Amphisphaeriales; Sporocadaceae
Exons: 1
Coding region: 1-531 (176 amino acids)
Source: RefSeq, a predicted model, not a curated record
AUGUGCACCUACUACUACCUGCACUACCACCACAUCGCACCAUGCGCUCGAGACAUCGACUACAGCUUGCAGUAUGACUUCUGCGAGAACUCAACCAUAGUGCGCUCAGUCCCCUCGCCAUCAAGCACAGCUAGAAAUGCGAACAUCGGCAGCAACCAAAACCGGGCUGCAGCCCCCUUCUCCCCCUCCUCCACCACCACCACCUCGGCCCCUUCGACAACAGCGCACCGACCCCGGACGCCAGUCAUAGACUACAUCCAGCAGCCGUGCGCCUCGCUAACGCACGCCUCCGAGUACAACACGCCCGCCGAGAUGAUAGACUACAGCAACCCGUGCGCGACCGGCGGCUGCCUCCUCAGCUCCGGGUGCACCUCAGGCCAGUGCCGCCUCGAGGACCUGGGCGGGCGCUGGGUCUGCUGCUGCUGCCUGAGAGGCGGGAAUGCGUUCCGCUGGUGCGCCCACCCGAUGAAGAAGGUCCCCGACACAAUGUGCUACCAUACGGUAUGCGAGGGCUGCUGGGCUGAUGGCUGA